CUGGGUCCUGCUGUGGGUGCUGGGCACAUCCCGGCUGGCGAUGGCCACGCGGCGCAGCUGUGCCGUGCCAGCCCCUGCCCGACGGGAGCCGGUGCGGGGGGCGAGGGGGGUGCCAGGCGCUGCCCCAGAUCCGUGCUGCUGCUUUAACAGGCGCUGCCAGAGAGCUAAUACCCCCUAAUCAGCUGUCCGUCACUGCAGCCCCCAGACUGAUAUAAAACGCCCCGCAGCAGCUCCCCGGCUCUGCUCCCGCAGCAUGGCAGCUCCUCAGGGAGAGGGGAGCCCAGGCCAAGAGCCGGGGGGCUGCAGGGGGCCGUGGGGAGCCCUGCAGGGGCCCCCACCAGCCCUGCUGCCCUGCCCCUGCCCUGUGCUGGCCGGCUACAACCUGCUGCUGCCCCCCCUGAGCCUCCUGGCGCCCUCGGUCCCACCAGCCUGCGCCGUGCCCCCGGGGCUGCUGCCCAGGACCGGGCUCUGCCCCCCCUGCUGCCAGCAGCCCCUGCCCAUGGAGCCGGGGCGUGUGAAGGCAACCACGGCGCGGGAGAGCACCGGGGCGCUGAAGGCCUGGCUGGCCCAGCACCCCAGGAACCCCUACCCCAGCAAGGGCGAGAAGGUGAUGCUGGCCAUGGUCAGCCGGAUGAGCCUCACGCAGGUCUCCACCUGGUUCGCCAACGCCCGGCGGCGCCUCAAGAAGGAGAACAAGGCGGGCUGGGCAGCGCGCGGCACCUCCGACGGCGAGGACAGCGAGGGCGAGGGGGCUCCGAGAGGGACUUCCCCCAGCUCCAGCCCCGGCCCCGUGCAGGAUGGCUGUGGCAGCAGCCCCACUGCGGGGCCGGGCCCUGGGCAGGGUGAGCAGCUGCAGAAACCCAAGAUCUGGAGCGUGGCGGCAAUGGUGGCGUCUGGCCCCGGAGAGAGCGGGGGAACUGCGGCGCUGCCGGGGCGGGGGGGGGGGGGGGGGCUCGGUCCCUCCUGCCCCCAGGGUUAGGCUGCACCACGGCGUGCAGUGCCAAUGAAUGUGCAUGCAGCUCAGACCCUGCCCCAGCUGCCCCAGCCCCUCUGCC
Cygnus olor (mute swan) is the source of this 1055-nucleotide messenger RNA. RefSeq names its product iroquois-class homeodomain protein IRX-3-like. Lineage: Eukaryota; Metazoa; Chordata; Aves; Anseriformes; Anatidae. Gene Ontology annotation, biological process: cell development; regulation of transcription by RNA polymerase II; neuron differentiation. Gene Ontology annotation, cellular component: nucleus. The coding region runs from base 254 to 979 and encodes 241 amino acids. The record is from RefSeq and is a predicted model, not a curated record. The transcript is spliced from 2 exons. Gene Ontology annotation, molecular function: DNA-binding transcription factor activity, RNA polymerase II-specific; RNA polymerase II cis-regulatory region sequence-specific DNA binding.